Hibiscus syriacus is the source of this 1081-nucleotide messenger RNA. RefSeq lists its product as uncharacterized. The record is from RefSeq and is a predicted model, not a curated record. Lineage: Eukaryota; Viridiplantae; Streptophyta; Magnoliopsida; Malvales; Malvaceae. The transcript is spliced from 8 exons. The coding region runs from base 41 to 1057 and encodes 338 amino acids. Gene Ontology annotation, molecular function: protein binding.
UGUAACAAUUAGAUAUUUUGCAGUUGAAUGCAUAUAUAGCAUGUCCAACCAGCAAGCAGAGGGUUUUUAUUACAUGGCUGGUGAUUUUGUCGAUGACAUGGAUGAAGACAACUAUGGCAGUGCUGGUGGAGAUAUUGAUGCUGAUGAAUAUGACAUGCUGACCAGGGCGAACGAUACCUCUUCCGCGCAAGCACGCAAGGGGAAGGACAUACAGGGGAUUCCGUGGGAACGAUUGAGCAUGACUAGGGAAAAGUAUAGACUGACAAGGCUUGAACAGUAUAAGAAUUGGAAUGCAAGUAAGCUAUGUUUGCAGCCAUGUUGUAAGAUAUGUCGAUUUCUUACAUUCCUGUUGUUGCAGCACUUGGACAGAAAAGGUGUAACCUUCUGCACCCGGACAACAUAUGAUGAUAAUGCGAUUAUGAAUGCCAUCGAGAUAUAUGUCAGCUUGAGGGGUGGCAUUCAUUUUAUGACCUCCAAUAACGACUGUAGCUCGAGAGAAUAUGAUACCGAGAGACUUCAACUUUUGAAUCAUUUCCGAUUCCCUUGGCCCGUUAAUCAUACAUCGGUCAGCUCCGAUCGCAAGCGUAUUACCGUUGUUGGAGAUCACUUGGAUGGAUUGCUUGUGGAUCCGCAAAACGGAAAGACUAUAGCCACGGUGGUCGGUCAUCGAGAUUACUCCUUUGCAUCAGCAUGGCACCCGAAUGGGCGCAUAUUCGUCACAGGAAACCAAGACAAGACCUGCCGGGUAUGGGACAUAAGAAACCUCACAUCGCCAGUCGCCACCCUGAGAGGAAACCUGGGUGCGGUACGAUCGAUCCGGUUUUCAUCCGAUGGCCAGUUCAUGGUAGUUGCCGAACCGGCAGAUUUCGUUCACGUGUAUAAUACAAAAUCCAAUUACGCGGCACGACAAGAGAUCGACUUCUUCGGCGAAAUCUCGGGUGUAUCGCUUAGUCCGGACGACGAAUCCCUUUAUAUAGGAAUAUGGGAUGGGAUUUAUGCUAGUUUAGUGCAGUAUAACAAAAUACAUUCUUACGGAUACUUAGAUUCCUACUUGUAAAUAUGCCUUAAUAAUUACAAAUCU